GUUUCGACAGAGUCGUGCCGGUGAUCGCUUCUAGCGACUGAUUCGUCAAUUCGAUACAUCAGGAAUACGUAGUUCGAUAUCGCGUGAAUCGGCGUCGAAAUAUCAAUCUUCGAUCGAGUUCGGAUCUCGAAAGUUUCCUUAUUUUUUUGUGAAGUUAACAAGGUUUAUUUAAUCAGUGCUUCGCGAUAUACUCGCAAUUCUUGGUUUUGUGUUUUCUUAUUAUGCAUUUCAUUUGAGGAGCGUCUUCUAGUCAGAACGUAUAGCUAGCCUGCGCAGACACGCGGCCAUAGCGUGUCUACUCCAGGCAGAUUUUUCGCACGAGCUGCCAGCGUGUACGUACGCACGCGGCUUCUUCGAAGGCAUGUCCAAAGCACGUCUAAACGUCGACUGGAAUAAAGUCCGGUAUGCACCCGGCCGUAACUGUAAUGCAUCUCGCGUCACCUAUGAUCUCGCACCGUUAUGUUACCUUGAAAUAGAUAUUCGUUCUCGAAAGCGGACCGAUGCUUACAUAUACGUUCCGUGGGAAGCGGAAAAAAGCUAGAACAGGCGGAAAAAACGAGAGCGUGGAAGAGAGACGAACGCGCGACGGGAAGCUGGCUCGACAGGAAGCGGCCGUUUCCGGUGUUCGGGACGACAUCCUGAUGAUGAAUCUAUUUCCGAAGGAGAAACAAGCGGGGGCGAGACUCGUGGCUGACUGGUGGGGGUGUGGAAGCGAGUUUUCGGUGCACGAUCGUAUGAAUGAAAAGUCGAGUCGAAGAGGAAGCCAAUCAGCUGGUGCAUCGUGUCCGGCUUCGUUCUACCUCGCUGGCUUUUCUUAAAACGGCUAUCGCGAUGCGUCUGUUCAAACGACAGAGUUCUGAUACCAGCCCACAGCUAGUUUCGGCUACUCCAUUAUCUCAGGAUGGAACAGCGCCUUUGACAGUGGCGGAGGAAAAUUUCGGUCGAAGUAGUAAAAAACUGCACAAGGAAAACGAUGGAUCAGGUCGGAUAUCCAUGAAGGAAGACGAUAGUGAGUCGCCGUUCUUGAAACCGUCAUCGUCGGAAUUAUGUGUUUCGAAUCGAAAAGGAAUUUCGACAUGGGGCAGAAAAGUAGGUCGAAGGUGGGAUCAGUUAAAGAGAUCGGACAGCUCCGAAUUGCUUUCGGUUUCGGGCCGACGGAGACGAUGGAGCCCGAAUCGAAAAGGCGGUGUAACAGACGAGAAAGAAAACGGUAUCAGUGGUUCAUCCGAAUUACCAAAGCCAAAGAGAAUUUCCAGAGUGGAAUCGUUACGAAAUUUAUUCAAAAGCAGCGAACGAGGUAGCGGCUACUUGAACAACGACGUGUCAGCUAGAAAUGUGACGAUACAAGAGGAGGAUGUUACCUGCAUCAGUCAUUAUCCGAUGGAAAAGGCUUUGAGCGAGGGUGCCAUAAAGAAUGUCUCCUUUCGUAGGAGCUUGGACGAUAGUCGACUAGAUCGCGGAACGAUACUUCACGAGAAAAAGAAGCAGCUCAGUCGCAGCAUCCAGAACCUCCAGGAACAACACCGAGUUUUAGAUUAUAUUUUGAAGAACCAGGAUAUGCUUAAGACUCGAGAAGGAACGGCUUUCGCGAGAGAAACAUUGGAAAAAGUCAGAAGUACGAGUCCGAAACGACAUACGAGUCAGACUACGACGGAUGAUGGCAAAAGCAGUGUUUCCACGCAAACCAGAGACUUUUUCAAUAACCAUCUUAGCAAUAUUAAGAGAAAUCUGUUUAACGUUCGCGCAAGUGGCAGUGACUGUGACAGUUACAGAGCCGACAAUCACAGACCUUACUCAGCGACUGGCCUGGAGGAGCUGAUGAGCAAUCUGCGAUUAGGAUGUGACGAAAGUGGUUACGAUUCCGACAGCACGCGAGCUGGCGCCGAUUCUCCAGACAGUGAGAACUCCGUUCCACCGAUGUUAAAACUCCGUAGUUUCUCCAUAACGUCGGACGAUUACCAUGGCAUCGAUUUAUCGUUACCAGUCAGCACACCGAUAAAACAAGACGUGACAACGGGAACUGAAGAAAACGAGUCGGGUCCUUCUCGUCUCGAGAACACCGUCAUCAUAAACAAAAGUUUAUUAAGCGAAUCGGCAACGACGAAUAUAACCGCAGUAGCUUCAGAUGGAGACAGCACGGACAGUUGCGAUGAGGAUACUUUCGUAGGAUUUACGGAAUAUUCUGUGAACUGUACGGUCGGACAAACAAAAUCUAGCAACGCAGCAUCUACGUCAGAAAGAUGCGACGAUGGAACGUCGAAAGUAUCUUUGAGUGGAAAUUUCGAAGAUAAAAGAACAUCCUCGACCAUACCUAUGAGCAAAGAACUGUCGAAGAUACCAGAGAGAAAGUUGUUCGCGAAGCCGGAACAAACACUGCAAUUGUCGCAAGCGGUGAGGGUGCAGAAUUUACAAAAGUCUCAGAUACCGUUAAAGUCUCGGAAGUGCAUCGACUCCAGCGUGUUGAGUUUGUUGGAUAACGCGGCAUCUCCGUGCAAGGAUAGUCCACCAGCGACGAAAAUUUGCGCGACACUUGUCAAUAGCCCCCUGCAGUACUACAGUCCAAAGAGAUCGCGGUCAAACAUGGGGCCGGAUGAUCCUGAGGUUGUCCAUUGUAGAAACAAAAUAAAAAAAUCUGAACAAAUAACUAAAGUCGAUCAUGCAACGUCAAUUCCACCAACACCAGCGAAGACCUUGGUUCGUCGAGAGCUAAAGACUAUGAAAUUGUUCGUGGAGAAAUCUGGCAACCUUGGCAUUUCCGUAGAAAGGAAAGAAGCUGUUAGACCUUUCUAUGUGAUUUCAAAGAUGGACGUAAAUGGAGUGGCAGCUAAAUCGAAGCAAUUUCGAAUCGGUGACGAGAUCGUUCGGGUUUGUGGACGUAGACUACGUGGGAUGUCGAUCCUCGAAGCUAGAAGCGCGUUAAAAACAUGUUCGGGAACAGUGGAAUUGCAAAUAGCCAGAGAACCGGCUUUCGCUUUCGGUGAAGAGCUAGGUGACACGUGGGGCGACACUCUUGUACGCACUCGAAGCGACUCCGAGGUGUGGACGUUGAAACAAGAAAAAAUGAAUGAAAAAAUGGAAGUUGAUGUUUCCGAUUCCAUAAAUGUACGACAAGAAACCCCUUCUCAGUGUAAAAUAAUCGAUACCCUGAUGAAGGAUGGCACGAACUUAUCCGCGAAUUCUAUGGAACGAACGAAAAGCGAAAGUGAAGCAAUUGUGAGAAAAGAACCUAGCGAAAAGAUGACUGGCAUGAGAAAAUUUCAGGUAGUACGAAAGCGAGCUAUCAUUCCGGUUUCCUGUUCGCGUAGGGCGACUAGUUUGUCCAUGAAUUUGUUGACCAUCACCUUGGAAAAGGGUGCUCCGAAGAAAUUAGGAUUUUCUAUAGUAGGUGGAUCUGAUAGUAACAAAGGAUCCAUGGGUAUUUUCGUGAAGGAUAUCAUGGCUGGUGGCCAGGCGGCCGAAGAAGGAACUUUGAAAAUCGGAGACGAGAUUCUAGCGAUCAAUGGAAUUUCGAUGGACGGAUUGACGCACGCGAAAGCGUUGCAAUGCUUCAAGGCUGCCAAAGCUGGGAAAAUGAUUCUUCACGUGGGUCGUAGAGACCCCACGCACAAACGAUAUAUCAUUCAGUCGAAGUCGUACGAUUGCCUGGAUAGACUAACGGAAACCGGAGACGAAUAAGAAAUUCGAGAAAUCAAUCACGGACCAUCAUCAAAAUCACAUUAUAUCUCAUUUUUUUAAAUGAAAUUCAUCGAAGAGUGAUUAUUAUCUUUUCUCGUUUUUGCAAGUAAAAAGACAAUGUAUAUAUUUCAUGUACGAUAAAGCACGUUUUUACGAUUCCUCGCCAUUGUAAUAUAGAUUAGUAACUAUCACAUUUCAUUUUCGACGAGUUUGAUAUAAACAAUCAAUGUAUUUUCUUUUAACGAAAAUUUACAUACCAGUGAUCGAUUUAUAAUCAACAUAGCAAUUCUCUUUUCAUGUAUUCGUUAUUCUUAUGCAAAUGAACUCAUUUUCUUAAGAUGAUUAUUGUGAUAUUGGUUGACUAUUACUAACUUUUGUUUUAGACUAAUGAGAAUCAUUAAUUUUUUUUAUUCUAUAAACAAUUGAUUUGUAAACGUUGUGUUUCUACUAUGAUAAGCUUACAUCAAUUAUUUAAAUAAUCAAAUUCGUUGCAAUAUACAGUAAGUUAAGUAGUAAAGUGAAGAGUAAGAAACGUACGUGUUAAUCUUUGUUAUCGGUUUGUGUUAAAUUAUAGUUCGGAAUUAUACUCGACUUUUAUAAAAAAAGAUUGGUCCAUUUAAAUGCGCCUUUGUUUAUGAUAUCAGAAUCAUAAAGAUCAAUGAUGAUUAUAACUAUAAUUGUAACAGAUUACUAUACAUAGUCAUAUCCUGUUAGAUGUAGUACGCUAACACUUCGGAUCAUGGCUGUUCGAUUUAUUUGUCAGUGUAGCGCGGAUUUCACCUAUGUUUUGUUUAAAAAACACAUGUUUGUUUAAUACGAGCUAUACGCAAGUUCGAGUGGAGAUUUAUUAACUGGGAUGAGUACUCAUCAUGUACUUACUACUCAAUUAUGUUGUAAGCGUAGUAUUUAGAUGGUUAAUGAUGUUAAGCUACUGACUGACAUCUAGAAUGUCUACCUGAGAAAAAUGCUGUGAUAUUCAUUGUAGUCGUACUAGCUGCUAUCGUACAAACUGUAUUUAAAAUAAAUUUGGUUUUGUUGAUAAA
This is a messenger RNA of Bombus terrestris (buff-tailed bumblebee), 4718 nucleotides long. RefSeq lists its product as uncharacterized. The record is from RefSeq and is a predicted model, not a curated record. Lineage: Eukaryota; Metazoa; Arthropoda; Insecta; Hymenoptera; Apidae. The transcript is spliced from 8 exons. Gene Ontology annotation, molecular function: protein binding. The coding region runs from base 739 to 3675 and encodes 978 amino acids.